GAGUAAACGGUGGUUCCACGGGAGGAAAGCACACCCAGUCACAUUAAAGAAGCCAAACUGUCUGCUUCAAAGAGAAAAGGCAACAUCCUGUCACAGGCCAUGCUCUGGCAAAAAUCCACAGCUCCAGAGCAAGCUCCUGCCCCACCACGGCCAUACCAGGGUGUUCGAGUCAAGGAGCCAGUGAAGGAGCUACUGAGGAGGAAGCGUGGCCAUGCUAGCAGUGGGACAGCUGGUCCACCUACUGCGGUGGUGCUGCCCCACCAACCCCUGGCAACCUACAGCACAGUGGGUCCUUCCUGCCUUGACAUGGAGGUUUCUGCUUCCACAGUGACAGAGGAGGGGACAUUGUGUGCUGGUUGGCUCUCCCAACCUGCCCCAGCCACCCUUCAGCCCUUGACUCCAUGGACACCCUACACGGAGUAUGUGUCCCAUGAAGCUGUCAGCUGCCCCUACUCAGCUGACAUGUAUGUGCAGCCUGUGUGCCCCAGCUACACAGUGGUGGGACCCUCCUCGGUGCUGACCUAUGCUUCUCCGCCACUCAUUACUAAUGUCACGCCAAGAAGCACUGCUGCACCCGCCGUGGGGCCCCAGCUGGAGGGCCCAGAGCACCAGGCACCCCUCACCUAUUUCCCGUGGCCUCAGCCCCUUUCCACACUGCCCACCUCCAGUCUGCAGUACCAACCUCCAGCCCCAGCCCUGCCUGGGCCCCAGUUUGUCCAGCUUCCCAUCUCCAUCUCAGAGCCAGUCCUUCAGGACAUGGAUGACCCCAGAAGGGCCAUCAGUUCCCUGACCAUUGACAAGCUGCUUCUGGAGGAAGAGGAAAGCAACACAUAUGAGCUGAACCACACCCUCUCUGUGGAGGGCUUUUAGGGCUGCCUUGCACCUACCAGCCCUUUCCCUGGAAACUGAGAUUCAGAAUGCGUUCAGAUGGAGCCCUGACUCCGGUCUGUUUGAAAUGGCUCUUUCAUAGGUACCUUUCUACCCAAAGCUGAAUUGUAUUCCUUCCUUCCCUCCCUCCAUUCCCUCUCUCCACUUCCCCCCACUCUAACUUCCUCCUUUCUUAUUUCUUCUUCCAGCUUUCUUCCUCUGGAGGGGGAAAUUAUAGCGAUAUUAUGAACAGAACCUUAUACUGAAUGUCACCAAGUCUGCAGCUCAGAGUUUCCUUUGGUGUCACAGUAUUAGAGAAGUGCCCUUCUCUCAGGUGGCUUUGAUUUCUGGUAGCAGUAGCAUUAUAGAUCUGUCCUAAGAUCACUUACCCCCCUGCCAUUCUAAAAUGCAUGGGGUCCCACAGGGAGACCGAAGCCACCAGCACCUCCCUGCUGAGUCGGCCAUGGACAGAUGCUCUCACAUCCCACAGUUUUAUUUUGUUUACUCUUCUGGGCCUUGGCUAGUCUAAGCAGAUGUCUCUGGGCUGGUGAGAGGGGGUGGGACAGGACUAUGAGGGUGGGUAGGGACAGUCAGUGAGUGAUGGGGGACAGGGCUGAGGAGGAGCAGGAGCAUCUAUGUGGUGUGUCUGUGGUUAGAGAGGGAGUGAGGAAGGGGAGACUGAGUGAUCGGCUCCACCUACAACCAACUUUGAAAAAAAAUAACGCUUUAACUUGCUUCAGCUGAUCUUCUCAACAGUAAUUAUGGGCAAAGCUGGUUGUAGUCAGCAGGAUAAUGAUGAAUCAUCUGUUUCUGCCCCUCUGCAGGCCCUCCUCAAGCCCGACAGUGAGGAGGGUUCCCAUUUAGUCCUUCUAUGUGGGCUCCCUUCGCCAUAUCAUGAACCAUCCAUCAGCGCCAAGGGCGCUUCCAUCCUUCACAGGCUUCUAGAGUCAUGGUUGGUAGGCCCAUUAGAUUUCAUUUCAAUUUUUAUUUUAUUCUUGCUGGAGAAGCGUAACAUUUACUAUUGAGUAUUUUGCUGUUUCUGGGGCACUCUGCUCCUGAUGUGGAUGUGUCUUUGGGAGCUGGCAGGCUGUUCACUAAUGGUGCCAUCAUCACAUGGGCAUACUUUAGUCUUUAGAAUCCACAUAGAAGUAAUAGAUGUUUCUGGAAAAUGACAGGUUUUCCACCCCCUUUCUGUUUCUAUUUUCAAUGAAAAAUCAGAGAAAGCCACCGAUCUUUUUAUUUUUUCAUGCUUUGUGUUUAUUUUGAUUUAGAUUUCUCAAUAUCUACCUAAAAUUCUGGUAAGCUUACCUUGAAUUCUUUGUAUUCCUCUAUAAUAGUUAGAUUGAGUGUUAGAUCCUGGAUGAUAAGUUUACACUUACAUGAUAGUUACCGUGAACAAGAAAGGGAAGAGGAUGCCCCAGCCUAUUGAAUUAAGGUCCAGUUGCAUAUAAAAACACUAUUCAAGAUUUCCCAGCUCUUGAGGGUUUGAGAAGAUGCAGGAGUGGCAUUCACAGAGGAGUUAAUUCUGGGAAAACAAACAAAACAGCAAAGGAAGUAGUGUGAGCAUUCGCUAGGGUUGAACUGGUAUCUUCCCCCCUUCUUAUCCUAAGACCCCAAGUCUUGGCUGCAGACGGUCACCCAGAUUUCCUUCUGAGUUAUCCUACUCAUAGGAAACAUUUUCA
Messenger RNA from Peromyscus eremicus (cactus mouse), 2549 nucleotides. RefSeq names its product POU class 2 homeobox associating factor 1 (gene Pou2af1). Gene Ontology annotation, biological process: positive regulation of transcription by RNA polymerase II. The transcript has 5 exons. Gene Ontology annotation, cellular component: RNA polymerase II transcription regulator complex. Lineage: Eukaryota; Metazoa; Chordata; Mammalia; Rodentia; Cricetidae. Gene Ontology annotation, molecular function: POU domain binding; transcription coactivator activity; DNA binding. The record is from RefSeq and is a predicted model, not a curated record. The coding region runs from base 100 to 870 and encodes 256 amino acids.